AUGGCAAAGGCUUAUGACAGGGUAUCAUGGUUAUUUCUAACUAAAGUCUUGAGGAGAAUGGGGUUUGGUGAAUUUACUAUUGAUCUGGUGUUUAGAGUUAUCUCAAAUAAUUGGUAUUCCAUUCUGAUUAAUGGGCAACCUCAUGGUUUUUUCAAAUCAUCUAGAGGAGUAAAGCAAGGAGAUCCACUGUCCCCUACUUUAUUCAUUUUGGCUGCAGAAUAUGAUACUAUCAUUUUCACCUCUGCUAAUGAACAGUCUGUGAGAUUAGUAAUAAAGACUUUGAGUAAUUAUGAGAAGGUGAGUGGUCAGAAGAUCAACAAGCAGAAAAGUGUUGUUUAUAUGCAUCAUUUGACAUCUCAUAACAUUAAGGAGUUGGUAUUUUCUGUCACUCAGAUUCCUGAAAAGGAUUUUCCAUUCACAUAUUUGGGUGUACCAAUUUACUAUGGGAGAAGAAUGAACAUUCACUACAAGGAGAUAAUAGAAAGGAUUCAGAAUAGACUGAGCUCGUGGACUGGUAAGCUGUUAUCUAUUGGAGGAAGGACAACAUUGAUUAAACAUGUUGUACAGAGCAUGCCUAUACACCUAUUAUCCGUUUGUGACCCCCCUAGUGGUGUACUUGCUCAGAUUCAUAGAUUGUUUGCUAAGUUCUUUUGGAGCAACUCUGUGGGAAACUCAAGUAAGCACUGGGCAACUUGGACAACCUUAUGUCAUCCACAAGAAAAAGGUGGCAUGGGGUUCAGAAGCCUACAAGAUAUAUCUAAAGCCCUCUUUGCUAAACUGUGGUGGAACAUGAGAACCAAACAAUCCUUAUGGAGAACUUUCAUGAGUAAUAAGUACUUAAAGAAGUUUCAUGCUGUGAUAGCCCCUAGCGGAUCAGGUACUUAUGUGUGGAAGAAGAUGAUUAAAAACAGAGAUGAGAUGGAACAUGAGAUAUGGUGGAAGCUUCAACAAGAUUUUGAGUGUGAUCCCACAAUCAUCCUUGUAAAAGAAAUUGCAGAAGUGGGGCAAUGGGAUGAACAGUUGCUAAGAAGAAUCCUUCCUGGGGAUCUAGCAGACCAUAUUAUGCAGCACAUUAAUCCACCAAAUGAAAAUGGCCAAGCAGAUAAGGCUUUCUGGAAGUUAGAUUCGAGGGGGAAAUUCACAGUUGGGUCUGCAUUUCAAUUGCUCAGACAAAGAAAAGAUCCCAGUAAUUUGUAUAAGCAGAUGUGGAUUAAAGGACUACCAAUAAAGAUAUCUUUUUUUAUGUGGAGAUUGUGGACGUUCAAGCUACCACUGGAUGAUAAGUUGAAGAAAUGGGGACACCAAUUCCCUUCCAGAUGCUAUUGUUGUCAACAUCCAGAAGUGGAAGAUACCUCCCAUGUUUUUUUACACUUACCAACAGAAGCCAUCUGGAAGUAUUUUUGUGGACCAGUGGGAAUAAUUAUUGAGAAUUUGCAAAGAUAUUCUCCAAAUAUAAGGGUAACACUAGUGAUUUGGAGAACUCCAGAUAUUGGAUGGAUAAAAGUCAAUACUGAUGGAGCCUCAAGAGGAAACCUGGGUAGGAGUUCAUGGGCCUUUUGUGUAAGGGAUGAAAGGGGAGAUGUGAUACAAGCACAGGCUAGAGAAAAAGAGGAUCCUCAAAGCACCAACACCGAGGCAGAGGCCCUGGCCAUUUUACAGGCUCUCAGGUAUCACAGAACAACCACACUGAAGGAAUACCAACAAGCAGCGAAACACAGUGUAAUCAGGAUACAGGAAACAGAAAAAAACAAAAAAGAAUACAGAUGCAUACCAAAUAUGAUCAAGAUCCAACUCAGGAAAGCCUCAAAGGGGAUUUUAAUUAAUAUAAGGUUGAUCUAUGUUCAAUUCGUGGUAUUAGCACCAAGUUGUGCACAAUCGAAUGGACAAAAGUCAAUUUUAUAUGGGUUAAAUCACAAAGAGGAAGAUACAUAUUUGCUCAGCCAAACUUUUCAAUCGAAACAUAGAGAAGACAGAACAAUGGAGAUUACAAAACAAGCAAGAAUCAAAUGCAGAGAUACAGAGAAGGUAAAUAUAGCAAAGAGAGAGGAAGGGACAUACCAGAUCAAAUAG
Messenger RNA from Lycium barbarum (goji berry), 2070 nucleotides. RefSeq lists its product as uncharacterized. Gene Ontology annotation, molecular function: nucleic acid binding; RNA-DNA hybrid ribonuclease activity. The coding region runs from base 1 to 2070 and encodes 689 amino acids. Lineage: Eukaryota; Viridiplantae; Streptophyta; Magnoliopsida; Solanales; Solanaceae. The transcript is spliced from 5 exons. The record is from RefSeq and is a predicted model, not a curated record.